This is a messenger RNA of Varanus komodoensis (Komodo dragon), 5304 nucleotides long. It is a transcript of the gene RIPOR1, whose product is annotated as RHO family interacting cell polarization regulator 1. Lineage: Eukaryota; Metazoa; Chordata; Lepidosauria; Squamata; Varanidae. The record is from RefSeq and is a predicted model, not a curated record. The transcript has 23 exons. The coding region runs from base 1327 to 4320 and encodes 997 amino acids.
AUUCUACGAGAACCAGGGUCAUCCCUUGAUGCUGACGGGUGGGAGAUGCAGGGCAGGUAAAGGGAAGUUCUUCAUGCAGAGCAUAGUGAAACCAUGGAAUUCACCAGCAUAAGAUGCAAUGCUGGUCACCGGUUUGGACAGCUUUAAAGGGGGGGCUGGACAAAUCAAUAGGGGUGGAGGCAAUCAAUGGCCGCUGUUCCUGAUGGCUAUAUGCCACCCCCUGGAUCAGAGGCAGUAUGCCAGUGCACACCAGUUGCUGGGGAACAUGGGUGGGGUGCUGCUGCUCUGGUGUCCUGCUUGUGGGCGUCUCACGUUGGUAACUGUGUGAACAGAAUCCUGGACUCGGGGGGUCCUGCUCUGACACAGCAGGGCUGCUCUUCUUGUUUUCUUGGGUAGCAUCUGUCAGCCUGUCCUGUUUAUCUUGGUCACCUGGGUUCAGAAUCUAAGUUCAAGUUGUGCUGGGUAGGAGUAAUGGAACUCUGACGGUGGCAGCACUCUGCGUGUACUCAGAGACUACUUUAUCAGUUGCAGUUCCAGGUCACUGGAGUUCAACCAGUGGGUCAGGCCAGACCUGCAGUGGGUUGCAUUAAUGGCAUCAACUCCCUUUUCUGUCUUAGUUGGCGGGGUGGGAGGGAGGUUUUGGAUUUCCUCUGGAACAGAAGGAAAGAGAUCAGGAGAAUGAAAGGUGGCACAAAGGAGGACAGAGUUUUGCAUCUCUCAUCACUGUAUUCAAGAGGAUGUUUAUUAGGUGUGGCUUUCUCACUCCCAUGUGAUGAACUGACUCUGUAAUGGCAAACCGUCCUUUUCUGCAGUUCAUAAAAAUAUAGCAGUCCUGCGCACCCUAAAAUGAUGAGGAGAGAGAAAUAGACGUACAUUUUAUAAAAAUUAAGUGGUGCUUAUGGUACAGUUUGCGAAUAAAGGGAGGUCUGGGGCUUGCAAAGACCCGAGGCUCCUCAGCCGGAGAAGGAAGAAAAUAACUCCAUUGUAGUCUGCAUUGUUCUAAGUUUUCAGAAGCCUUCUCCCCUCCUCUCCCCCCUGCCUUCCUCCACCUCCAGAGGCAGGGUUUCCUCCUCCUCCCUUGGAGUCUGUGUGGCUUUGACUCACCCUGGGAGCAGCAGGAACUGGGGCGGUGAUGUCAGGCUACGAGCAAGGAAAUGUGGGAGGAGAUACACCGCCUCGUCCGUCCGUCCAUCCGGCUGCCCCGAAACUCUUGCUCCUGCCGCAGUUCAUGGGACAAGGAUGAGAAGCGGCGGCGGCAGCUGCCAGUGGGAUGCAAGGACAGUCUCUGCUCCCCAGGGCAGGUGAUGCCCAAGCCUCAGCAUCAGGAUGAAGGGGAAAUACAAAGGGAGGCCCUCCCGGUGGAGCUCGACCAUGUCGCUCUCAGUGCGGCCCCAGCGGCGCAGUCUGGUGGUCAGGAUCAAUAGGAGCCAGUCCUUCGCUGGAGUCAACUCCCCCCAGGACAAAUCUCACAGGACUUGCCUUGCGUUUCGCACACCGACAGUCUCCAGGAAGUCUGGCUCCAGAGUCAGUAGGAUGUUUUCAAUGUCCCACAAGUCCCCUCCACCCAAGGUUCCCCAGCCAGAGCGACUUGACGAAGUGCAUGAAGCUCUAAAGAAGGGGCUGACUGCAUAUCUGGAAGUGCACCAGCUGGAGCUGGAAAAGCUGAGCACCCAGAUCCGUGAGUCCAAGAGGAAUUCUCGCCUGGGCUUUCUCUACGACCUCGAUAAGCAAGUCAAGUCGACCGAGCGGUUCCUCCGCCGUCUGGAGUUUCAUGCUAGCAAGAUUGAUGAACUGUACGAGUCCUACUGCAUCCAACGACGGCUCCGGGAUGGGGCCCACAACAUGGUCAAGGCCUACACGGCCGGCUCACCUGGCAGCAAGGAGGCCCGUGAGAGCCUGGCUGAAGCAGGCAAGGGCUACAAAGAAUACACGGAGAACAUGUGCCUGUUGGAGAGCGAGCUGGAAAGCCAGUUGGGCGAGUUCCACAUCAAGAUGAAAGGAUUGGCCGGUUUUGCCAGGCUCUGUGCUGGUGACCAAUAUGAGAUCUUCAUGCGGUACGGACGCCAGCGAUGGAAGCUGCGGGGCCGCAUUGAGGCGAACGGCAAGCAAGUGUGGGACAGCGAGGAGAUGAUCUUCCUGCCCCUCAUCACAGAGUUCCUGUCGAUCAAGGUGACGGAGCUCAGGAGCCUGGCCAGCCACGUUGUGGUGGGGAAUGUCUCUUGCGAGACCAAGGACCUGUUUGUGGCGCUGCCUCAGGUGGUGGCCGUGGAUAUCAAUGACCUGGGCACCAUCAAGCUGAGUCUGGAAGUGAGCUGGAACCCAUUUGACAAAGAGGACCAGCCAUUAUCGGCCAGCACUGUCAGUAAGACAUCCACCGUCAGUAAGAGGCUGUCAACCUACAACCAGAGCCCACCGGACACGCCCUCCAUGCGUGAACAGGCCUUUUAUAACAUGUUGCGGCAACAGGAGGACUUGGAGAACGGGGCAGCCUGGUCCAUCUCCUCGGAGUCCUCGGACGAUUCCUCCAGCCCGCAGCUGUCGGGGGGCACCCGGCACACGCUGCCCAGCCCGCUGGUGCACCCCGCCGUGCAGGCCGCUGCCCCAGCCAUCGAGAUCGCCUUCACCCGGCCCGAGGACAGAGAGCCGCCCGCCCUUCGGGAGGAGGCGGCCGUGGCGAAUGGACACGUGCCCUAUGCCCGGACUCUCAGCCAGAUCAGCGAGGCCAGCGUGGACCUCCCAGCCGCGGAGGACAGGGACAGGGACAGGGAGGCCGCGGUCCCCAGAGACUCGCGUGCCAGGGAGCUUCCUGCCCCGGACACGGACUCCUUGCCGCAAAGCGUGGACUCGGCACUGGAUGCUCCGAUCAGUGAGGCUGGGGCGCCGGAGGCGGAGCUGGACGGGGCCACCCCCGUCGCAGAGGGGAAUGGUGAGGACCCCACCUGCCAAGCUCCAGACGUUCAGGGGCCCGCAUCCUCCCUGGCCCUGCCCACCCCAAAGGAGCUUCCACCAACUGACGUCUCGGAAGCACCAAGGCCCAAACCGGCUGACUGUGGGCUGGAGGAGGCCCUCUGCGUCCUGGCGUCUGCUCUGGGUGACUACCGGGGGCAGUUUCCUGAGCUACAGACCUUGGAGCAGGAGCUCAAGCACCUAAAGGAGAUUCUCUUGCAGAGGCAGGGCGUGUGCCUCAGCCGGGCCUCCAGCAUGAGCCUCACAGUGGAACACGCUCUGGAGAGCUUCAGUUUCCUCAAUGCUUCCGACACAGAAGAGUCAGGGGACGACGAUGACGGGUUGGCUAACAGUGAACAGCCUGCAACCUUUGGCAGGGUACCAGGAGCCGGUGAGGCUGUUGCCAAGGCCCGCCCGGGGCGUCUGAGUUCAGGGGGCAGCUCAGAGCCAAUGAGCACCUGCAAUGAGUUUCUGGACAGGGCGUUGGUCCUCCAUCUGAACCACUGCAACCACUUGCUGCUGAAGCUGGGCAAUUUCGGACCUCUCCGCUGCAGGGAAAUGUACGCGCUAGACAGGCUGGCGAGGGAAGCCCAGGUCCUGGAGAUGGUCUGCCGCCUGCUGGAGGAGCAAGCGGGGACAGCCAGUUCAGCUGGGGAAGUGGUACAGUUCUCCACGUGCAAGGAGGGAGUCCUGCCUUUCUGGGACAGCUGUGUGGCCUUUCCAAAUGUGUACACUUGUCCUGUAGAAAGCUUCCUGCAGACAUUCACUUCCCGGUAUGCGGCGCAAAUCAACGAACGCCAGCAAGGCCUGGCACACCCAGUUGGUGUGAAGCUGGUGGAGGAGCUUCUGCAGCACAGGCUGCCCCGGCGACGUGAGAGCUGCCAGAGCGAGCAGAUCACCCUCUUCCAGUACUGGAUCCACUUUGAGGCUCUGCCCAUCCUAACACUGGACACGUACAUCCUGGAGCUGACGGAGGAAGUGUUGCUAGCGCGGAACUUGAAUUCGGAUGACCAAGACGUGGUACUGAAGGCCCUGAAGCGGAUUCCUGAGAACCGGCUGGGCAGGGAUGGGCUGAACACCUUGAGCCUACUUCUCAUCGAAGGAAACAGCAAAGUCGUUGGAGCUGUGUCAACGCAGCUGCGCAACCUGUCAGAGAACCCCAUCUUCCGGGAACGGGCCCUGAUUUGCUUCCUCGAGCAGCUGGAAGAUGAAGUUCUGCAAAUGCGAGUCGCUGCCUGUGCAGCUCUGGGCUGCCUUAAGGCCAAGGAGAGCAUCGAGCAGCUGGUGUAUCUGUGCCAAACAGACAAAGAAGCUGUGCGAGAAGCAGCCAAGCAGAGCCUCAUGCUGUGUGAUGGCACUGAGAGAACCAUCUGAUUGGCUAACUAGACUUCCAAGUCAUGACAGCAGCUGCACAGGGGAAGAUGGAAAGUCUGCUCACCGACGGCUAGAAGAGUCCUUUGACAGCUUGCCCGGGAUCUUUGCCCCAGGGAGCAUGGCCAGCACUGCAUUCUGAGUGGUGCCACACCGAUGUACUUGCAGAUCCUUUGUGGGCACGGACCUUGCAUGCAGACCAGGCUCCAGCUAGUGUGCCAUGGACUGGGCGGCUCUUUGCCCCUUGAAGCAUGCACACACAGCAGUAUUAGCGCCACCUGCACACUGCCUUAUGCAGAGGAUGCCUUUCUUAGCCCCACUGGCUGCUGCACCUGUGGAGUUAACGUGAGUACAGGACUUUGGGAGAGCCUCCUGCUCAUUCCUCUUGAGGGGCCGGGCUUGCUUUCAUUACCAGGCCCACAGCGCCCCUUUCUUGGGGGAGGGGGGACAUCAACAGUUGAGCAUUGCUGGCUUGACAGAAUGUCCUCAGGUGCAGAGGCCCAUCUCUCAUUUGAGAUAAGCUGGGGAAAUGGUGUGUUCGAAGUCCCAGUGGCGUGUUCAACGUGUUCUCAUCUUGCCCAUGUCGUCCACCUUCUGGAGCGGGAAUGAUUGCAGAAGUUGGGGCUGGUAUAUCCUGCUGCUGAUAGGCCGCAAAUUCCUCUCUCAGAUGUGAGAGGAAGGAAGCACAAAGAUUACAGAAGGGAGUUAUCUGUGUUCCAACUGGGAAGGGGGAAGAGAUUGUAUUCAGCGAAGAUGCUCUAUAAGACAAAAGGGACACGGAGAGUAGGGGCUGCCAUUUUGGGGCUGUUUUAUUGUUUUUUAUUUACACAUGGGAGGUUACAGACAAAAGCAAAAGUCCCUUUUCUAUAAAAUAUCUAUAAAUUUAUCUGUAUAUCUACAUAAAUAUAUAUAAAUAUAUAUAAUGUAAUUAUUAAGAGGUUUGGCUAAUUUUGUCUUUAAGCCUGAAAUAAAACAAAGUUUGAAGAA